Messenger RNA from Naegleria gruberi, 731 nucleotides. RefSeq lists its product as uncharacterized. NCBI's taxonomy places the organism in Eukaryota, Heterolobosea, Eutetramitea, Acrasida, Naegleriidae. The record is from RefSeq and is a predicted model, not a curated record. The transcript has a single exon. The coding region runs from base 196 to 657 and encodes 153 amino acids.
AGAAAAUAAACUUAUUUUUAGCUUUCUGUUAGCUUUUGGGUUUUCAAUCAAUUUUGAGAAAUUACUCAACUUGUACAACAAACAAACAGGAACAGUACUUUUUUAAUCACCCAUACGUUAUCCGUACUAAGUAACACAUUGGGUCACGGUUUAAAAUAACUGUCUGGCUGCUUUGACUUUUCCACAAAAAAAAGAAUGGCAUUAAAUCAUCAACCAGCAAACCCUGCAAUGAUGGGAUUACCAGCUACAACCAUAGUUCCAACAUCCAAUACCUCUGAGCAAGUAGAUAAGAACCUGCAUUCCUACUCAUUUCCCAAUAACUCAAAGAUUAACAAAACCAAAAAGACACUCAAGAGAAAGCAAUCAAUAGUGACACGUGAUACCAUGAGUGUUGUAUCCUCAAAUUUUGCAAAGAGUGACAAGUGUGAAAACAGUAAAUCCUCAUUUGGUGGAAGCCCCAACUUUUCGUUACUCGCAAAUACAAACGAGGACGAUAAUCAGAUCAUAGACGAAUGUACCAUGUCAGAAUUAAGUAACCAAUCUAAUACAUCUAGUGAUUCUCACGCUUCAGAGCAGCAAAAUGGAGCAUACGUGGGAAGAAGGUACUCAUUUUUAGAUGUCGACAUGGAAUCUAUUCUGAAAUUUAAACUAAACUAAACCUUCUAGCCCAUAUGAUCACUAAGCAAAUGUAAAUUAAUCGUCCAAUGUAAAUAAUAAACACUAUUUCAAUU